AUGAAGUCUACACUUUCCCGCCGAAUGGACAUGACAAAUACCUCUUCGGCCGCCAUUGAAGCCGCCCAAAUCCUCGAUCCAUGGACCGGUCAAUGGAAAUAUCCACGCGCCCUCAUCAUCUUCCUAUGCGCAAUCGUAGCCAUUUUUAUGCUUCUACACAUAUCCCAAUUCCUCCGCGAUCGCCGCCGUCUCUCUUCAAAAUCUAGGAAAGCUACGCUUUCCCUCUAUGACCGCACUGCCGCCGUUCUGCGUAGUCUGAUAUAUAGACGUCCGUUGCACGGUGCUCCAGCACUCGGCCCGGUGAUACUCAUUGUGUCUCUUCUGGUAUUUACAUUGGUGUGGACGUUCGCUGUACAGCCUUACUACCGCCCGUUACGAUCUGGGGGCUCGCCGCCGUUGUCGUUGCGGUCGGGAUUGUUUGCGGUGGGGUUGACGCCAAUGAUGGGGAGCAAGGUUGAUUCUGUUCCUGGGCGUGGUGCAUACAAUCCCAUUUCUCGUGCAACCACUGCGGGAGGGUGGGUAUGCGGAACUAAAGAGUGCGGUAGUUGCGUCCCAUUAAGAAAAUACUGCUAUGAGCUGUUUGUGGGCACGCAUAUACUCUCGGCGUUCCUCUAUCUGGCGUUCAUUUUCUGGCACUGCGAGGAUCUUCUCACGUCAUGGACAUAUCUGUGGGCCACCGCUGCUCUCUGGCUCGCAAGUGUGCUCCUCCGCUUCAUGAAUACCACUUUCAAUGCUGCACUUCCAUGCACACUCCAGGUCCUCCCUGGCGGCGCCGUCAUGGUCACGAUACCAACUACACAUAUAUGGACGCCCGCACAGCACGUAUUCCUGCGUUUCCCGGGUCUAUCGGUCUUUGAUAACCACCCGUUCUCUGUAUGCAGUGUUUCCGAGAACAGUGAUGAGCUGAACACACUGGUAGUGGUUGUGAGGCCGCGCUCGGGAUUUACGCGGCGGCUGUUUCUGGCUGCAGCAGAGGACGGGCCAGAGGCGGCGAUGCGGGUGGUGGUGGACGGGCCGUAUGGUGGUGUCCCGAGGGCGGUAGAAUCGUUCCAAGGGAUUGUGUUGGUCGCGGGGGGGAGUGGAGUCACGGCUGUAGUGGGAGUGUUGUCGUGGCUGGUGAGGUGUAUGAGAAGGGGAGAGGGGUGCGUUGAGAAGAUAAAGCUGGUGUGGGCGGUGAAGGAUCGGCGGGUGUUGGCGUGGUUUGAGGGUCAGGUUGCAGAGGCGGUUGCGAUGGCGGGAGUUGAGUGUCGUUUUUUUAUUACCGGGCACGAGGAGGAGAGUGAGAAAAUGGAGGCGGUUGAUGGAGUGGAGAUUGCAAAGGGAAGGCCAGAUUGUGGACGAAUGCUGGAGGAAUGGGUUGGAGAGAUGGGUGAGAGAGUCUGCGUAGUUGCUUCGGGCCUCAAGGGUUGA
Messenger RNA from Morchella importuna, 1410 nucleotides. RefSeq lists its product as uncharacterized. Gene Ontology annotation, cellular component: plasma membrane. The transcript is spliced from 5 exons. Gene Ontology annotation, molecular function: ferric-chelate reductase activity. Lineage: Eukaryota; Fungi; Ascomycota; Pezizomycetes; Pezizales; Morchellaceae. Gene Ontology annotation, biological process: iron ion transport; copper ion import; intracellular iron ion homeostasis. The record is from RefSeq and is a predicted model, not a curated record. Bases 1 to 1410 code for a protein of 469 amino acids.